CCAAAGACAGUCGUCCCCUGUGCAAGUUUUUUAUAAUUUACGCAUUGUGCGGCGCAUAAACUGUCGCAUGGUGUUAUCUUGUCUAUUUCCAAAAAGAGCUAAUGAGCCUGGGAAAACCAUGUUGAAAAUGGUUUAAUGGAAACUAGGCUAAUAGUUGCCUUCCUUAUUCAAAAUCGAUCAAUUGGCGGUGGUGUGCGUUUGCGCAGGUUCUGUUGCUUGGGUUGCGGUGACUACGAAUGGGGAAUUGAUGAGGGUCAGAAACGCGGUUUGAGUCGGAGGUUGGGAAAUCAUUUAAACAAUCUGACACCUAAAUUUUUUUUUUUCAUUGCACACGGUGCUUUUAACUUGGCCGGAGUGAAACAUUGUUGUCAUGCAGCGCUUUGGAGAAUUUAUUUUCGUUUAGGGUCAACGAGAAUGAGACUAAAAGACGAUUUGCUUUUCUUGGGUUUUUUCAUGCUAUUUGUUCUUUUAAAAGCACGGAUCCAAACAAUCACAUUCCAAAAAUGACCGUUAUCGAAUCCGCUUGUGUAUCAAGGUAAGAUUAAAUAAACAAUCUUUUACGAUUUCCCUCGAUCUCUUUUGACCCACCAACCUGUGGUUUCAUUGAUACUCAUUUUUCACGGUCAAUUGACAGAGAUCCAGUUCAGUAUGUAAGAGUAAA
Messenger RNA from Radiomyces spectabilis, 661 nucleotides. RefSeq lists its product as uncharacterized. Lineage: Eukaryota; Fungi; Mucoromycota; Mucoromycetes; Mucorales; Radiomycetaceae. The transcript has a single exon. Bases 136 to 507 code for a protein of 123 amino acids. The record is from RefSeq and is a predicted model, not a curated record.